AUGCUUAUUUGGGAAAUCGCAGAGGAAAAGAUUCCAUAUUUAAACUAUAAUAAUCCUGUAGAAAUUCGAACCAUGAUUAAAAAUGGAGAACAUGAACCAUUUUCCGAAAAUGUGCCAGAAAAAUGGAAGGAGGCAUUCUAUAAAGCAACCUCUAAGGAUCCAAAGAAUCGUUCUAAGAUUUCUGAAAUAAUGGAAACCUUGUGUAAUACAAAACGACUUUUAAGCGAAUAUGAAUCCAGAGUGAUUAUUAAUUUUACAUCAUUUAAAUUUGAACUGUCACUAGAAGAUGCGAUUAAAGAGUAUAAUAAGAAAAAUGGUGACAUAAAAAAGGCCUGGGAGUGUUUUAGAGAGCAGGCAGAACUUGGUAUUUCUGAGGCCAAAUUCUGGGCAGGACUAUAUCUUGUUGAUGGAAGAAACGAAAUCAGUGCAGCAAAGUACUUUAAAGAAUGUGCAGAAGAAAUUAAUAAACCAGAAGCACAAUUGUAUUAUGGGUAUUGCCUUUGGAACGGGAAAGGAGUCGAAAAAAAUAUAAAACAAGCUAUUGAAUACUUUGAAAAAGCUUCAACUCAGGGAAAUCCAAUCGCAAUGUUCAAUUAUGGUGGAUGUUUGUAUCAUGGUAUAGGUAUCAAAAAAAAUGAACACGAAGGAAUGCUUCUUAUUAAGCAAGCUAGUAAACAAGUUGAAUUAGA
This is a messenger RNA of Dentiscutata erythropus, 689 nucleotides long. NCBI's taxonomy places the organism in Eukaryota, Fungi, Glomeromycota, Glomeromycetes, Diversisporales, Gigasporaceae. The record is from the annotation of a GenBank genome assembly.